Molecule: messenger RNA, 1257 nt
Organism: Colossoma macropomum (tambaqui)
Lineage: Eukaryota; Metazoa; Chordata; Actinopteri; Characiformes; Serrasalmidae
Gene: atp1b1a
Product: ATPase Na+/K+ transporting subunit beta 1a
Exons: 6
Coding region: 184-1089 (301 amino acids)
Biological process (GO): intracellular sodium ion homeostasis; sodium ion export across plasma membrane; intracellular potassium ion homeostasis
Cellular component (GO): sodium:potassium-exchanging ATPase complex
Molecular function (GO): ATPase activator activity
Source: RefSeq, a predicted model, not a curated record
UGGCGUAGAAAGGAUAUAUCGGGCGGGUCCAAGCCUCACGAGCCGGGUACGACUGUCCUUUCAGACAAAGUAAGAAAGAGGACAGCAGCCUCGGCGCUGUGAGUACCUGGGCACCACCUCACCAAAACUGAAAAAAAAACCAAAAAAACAAAAGUAACUCAAAGGGAACUUAAACGACUGAAAAUGCCCACAAACAAGGAUGGCGACGGCGGAUGGAAGAGCUUUCUCUGGAAUUCAGAAAAGAAGGAAUUUUUAGGACGGACUGGCGGCAGUUGGCUUAAAAUCUUCAUCUUCUACGUUAUCUUCUAUGGCUGCUUGGCUGGAAUUUUCAUCGGCACUAUCCAGGCUAUGCUGCUGACCCUUAGCAACUACAAGCCCACGUACCAGGACAGAGUUGCACCCCCAGGCCUAUCACACACACCACGCUCAGACAAGGCAGAGAUCUCUUUCAGCCUGUCGGAUGAGGACUCUUACAGAGCCUAUGUAAAAACCAUAAAGGAACUGCUGGAGCCAUACAACGAAGAAAAGCAGACUGAUAUUACGAAAUAUGAAGACUGUCUUGAAACUCCUGAUGGAUACAAGAACCGUGGAGAUCUGGAGAGUGACAUGGGUGUUAGGAAGGCCUGCCGUUUCAAGAGAUCCUGGCUGGGUGCCUGUUCAGGCACGGAAGACAGCACGUUUGGCUUUAAGGACGGCAAACCUUGUCUUAUCGUAAAGCUCAACAGAAUUGUCAACUUCAGGCCGAGGCCUCCAACAUCCAAUGCAUCUCUCCCUACGGCUGCCCAAGGAUCUUUACAUCCCAAUCUGAUUCCUAUCUACUGCACCAACAAGAAAGAAGAAGAUGCUGGGAAAAUCGGAGAAAUCAAGUACUAUGGUGCGGGCACUGGUUUCCCACUACAGUACUAUCCUUACUAUGGCAAGCUGCUACACCCUCAGUACCUCCAGCCUCUGGUGGGCGUCCAGUUCAUCAACGUUACCCUUAAUGAGGAGCUGCGUAUUGAGUGCAAAGUAUACGGAGAGAACAUUGAUUACAGCGAGAAGGACCGUUAUCAGGGACGCUUUGACCUCAAACUCUUGAUCAAGUCAUGACCUUAGCUAUGAAAAUAGCUUUUACUCUGCCCAUUUCAAAACGUAAUAAUUUAGAGAAAUAAAAAAGAAAAAUAAGAGUUCGAUAAAAAAAACAAAAAAAAAAAACAAAAACACGACUAGUCUUGAACAAACUUUCAUAACAUACGGGACCUACACUUAAUCUGUAUG